Molecule: messenger RNA, 2018 nt
Organism: Plodia interpunctella (Indianmeal moth)
Lineage: Eukaryota; Metazoa; Arthropoda; Insecta; Lepidoptera; Pyralidae
Product: ATP-dependent RNA helicase p62-like
Exons: 5
Coding region: 338-1921 (527 amino acids)
Cellular component (GO): nucleus; ribonucleoprotein complex; cytoplasm
Molecular function (GO): RNA binding; RNA helicase activity; ATP binding
Source: RefSeq, a predicted model, not a curated record
GGUAUCGAAUCAAGAGUAUCGAGUACCUACUCGUAUUUACCUCGUAUCGGAAUUCGGAAUAUCCUAAUCCUCACUCACGUACGUACUGGGUACUACGUACCUACCUACGUCAUUCGCAUUCGAUUAGAUUGCGGCUUUUCUAUAAAUUUUAUUAAAUUUCAAUUUGGUGUUUCUAUUCAUACUAAUUUAACGAAAAUAAAUUUACUACUAGUGCAGAAACCAAUUUUUGGAUCCCAUAAAUGCUAGGAGUUAUGAUAACCUGAGCGUACCUAAUUAUAACCUGAGCUUUAUAUGAUAGCUCGUUGUGAACAUUUGUGUUGGUAAAGAAAUUGAAAUAAUGGCUUCGAAUUUCGUGAGAACAUUAUUGAAACGGAAUGAUUUGUGUAAACUGUUACAUCAAUCAAAGCAGAUUGCAGGUGAAGCAAAUUUUAUACGUACACUAUUAUUGACAAGAAAUGUACAUUCAACAAUUACAAAACAGAUCUUUCAUAAUCAUACCCAAUUAAGGCUUCUCAGCACACAGUAUAGAGCAUACUCUACUAAAACUGCAGAACAGCAGGAUAUUGAUAAUUAUCGUAUUGAGAAUAAGAUUACAAUAAUAGGCCAGGAUAUUCCCAGCCCUUAUACUGACAUUGAAAAUAGUGAGUUUCCAGAUUACAUAAAAAACUUUCUGAAGAAGCAAGGUUUUGAAAAGCCCACUGUAAUUCAAUCGCAAGCUUGGCCAAUAGCAUUGAAUGGCCAGAAUUUUGUUGGUAUUGCACAAACAGGUACCGGUAAGACACUUGCAUUUUUGUUGCCUGCUGUUGUACAUAUUAAGGAAAAAGAAGCAAGGAAAGGACUGGGACCCAGAGUGCUAGUCCUAGCUCCUACUAGGGAGCUGGCUCGACAGAUUGAACAUGUGACCAAGGAUUUUGGUAAAUUGUUGAAUAUAAGGUGUGCAUGUAUAUAUGGUGGGGCAAGCAGAGCUGUACAGGCAGAUAUUCUGAAGGCUGGAGUUGAUAUAGUUAUAGCUACUCCAGGUAGACUGAAUGAUUUUCUUGUUAGUAAAACCACAACUCUCAGUAGAUGUACUUAUGUUGUACUUGAUGAAGCUGACAGAAUGUUGGAUAUGGGAUUUGAGCCACAAAUACGCCAAGCCUUAGAAGGUGUUCCUCUUGAAAGACAAAUUUUGAUGUUCUCAGCCACUUGGCCCAAGGAAGUGCAAUAUUUGGCUAAGGAUUAUUUGGGAGAAUAUGUGCAGGUGAAUGUGGGCUCUACUGAAUUAUCAGCAAAUCACAACAUUGCACAACAUAUUCAUAUUUGUCACCAGGAGGAAAAAUUGGAAAAGUUCAAAUCAAUAAUGCACAGCAUAGCAGCAGACGGGUUUGGAAAACUUCUUGUCUUCACAAACACAAAGAAAUUUGUAGACACAUUAUCACUGAUGCUGAAGCGGAAUGGCUGGCCGUCUGCCGGUAUACAUGGAGACAGGACACAGUUACAGAGAGACACAAUAAUUAACCGGUUUAAAUCUGGACAAACAAACAUACUUGUGGCUACUGAUGUUGCAGCAAGAGGUCUUGAUGUGGGUGGAAUUACCCACGUGAUCAACUACGAUUUCCCUAACACAUCUGAGGACUACAUCCACCGGAUCGGGCGCACGGGCCGCCAGCAGAACAAGGGCGUAGCGCACACCAUUCUGACGGACGAGGACGCGAGGCAGGCCCACAGCCUCAUCGCUGUUUUGAAGGAAGCUAACCAGGAAGUUCCACAAGAGUUGAUAAAUUUGGCCCGUAGUUUCAAUCUGAGCAAAGCCAAGGAGCAUCAAUUCAAGAAAGGAAAUUCAUUCAGGCCAAACUCAUACAACUGGGGCCCGAACAAAAGAUUUAACAAGUUCCGUAGCAAUAGCAUGGACAGGUCUAACUUUAGAAAGGAGAGAUAUUAAUCCAUAAAAUUACGUAGAUGUAAUAGUAGAUAAAUUUACCUCUAGGUUUGUUAUAAAUUACGUUGGGAGUAAUAAUAAAUUUAUAUCAUUAACCAUA